Molecule: messenger RNA, 1338 nt
Organism: Rhinolophus ferrumequinum (greater horseshoe bat)
Lineage: Eukaryota; Metazoa; Chordata; Mammalia; Chiroptera; Rhinolophidae
Gene: TRH
Product: thyrotropin releasing hormone
Exons: 3
Coding region: 274-987 (237 amino acids)
Biological process (GO): hormone-mediated signaling pathway
Cellular component (GO): extracellular region
Molecular function (GO): thyrotropin-releasing hormone activity
Source: RefSeq, a predicted model, not a curated record
GCAGGCGGCAGGCUGAGUUGAGUACCCACGGGGCCCGCUGCCGUCACCGUCCCUUCCCGGAGGCCUCGACCCCUCCCCGCUGACCUCACCCGCGCAGCCGCCUCGCUCCCAUAUAAGCAGCGGUGGGGCAGAGCAGUGGGCAGCUGGCGUCCGGGUUCCUGCGAGCGCUGCGGGACUCCUGACCCACCGCCACCAGACCCUGAAACUCCGGACUCACAGCCCCAGGAUCCCGGAACCGUCCCGUGGAGCUCGCGCGGGGCAGACACCUCCGAGAUGCCUGCCACUUGGUUGCUGCUCACCAUGGCUUUGACCCUGACCCUGACCGACGUUCCUGGCGGUUGCGCACAGCCCGACGUUGCCCAGCAGGAGGCGGUGAUGGCAGCCGAGCACCCGGGCCUGGGUGACCUCCUGCGUCAGGCGGAGCGCCUCUCACUCCUCCGGGAAGACCUCCAGCGGCUGCGAGGGGAGCAGGGAGAUCGCGAAUCUGAGUCCCAGAUCUUUCAAUCUGACUGGCUCUCCAAGCGUCAGCAUCCAGGCAAAAGGGAGGAGGAGGCGGAAGAGGGAGUUGAAGAAGAGGAGGAAGAAGGAGAGGCUGUGGGACCCCACAAACGGCAGCACCCAGGCCGGCGGGAGGAUGCAGCUGGGUGGUCAGUGGAUGUGACCCAGCAGAAGCGGCAGCACCCUGGCCGGCGCUCCUCCUGGCUUGGGUACACUUUCACCAAGAGGCAGCACCCAGGCAGACGGCUGGUGGAUCCCAAGAGCCAAAGGAGCUGGGAAGAGGAGGAGGAAGGAGAGCUGAUGCCUGAAAAACGCCAGCACCCAGGCAAGAGGGCCCUGGGAGGCCCAUGUGGGCUCCAGGGCAACUGUGGUCAAGCCAGCCUCUUGCUGGGGCUCCUGGAUGACCUGAGCAGGAGCCAGGGGACUGAGGAAAAGCGGCAGCAUCCUGGGCGUCGGGCGGCCUGGGCCAGGGAGCCCCUGGAGGAGUGAGCCCAGUUUCCUAUAAAGUUGAGUUUGGGGUCUAAAAAUGUCUCGAGUCCUGUAUGUUCUAUCCCUGUCUGACCCCCCCCCCUUUCUCUCUUCCUUAGAUCUCUGAUCAUAAACCUGAGACCCCCUAUAUACACACACUGAAACCCCUGGCCUUGCCCUCCUCCUUCAGGGACAUGAGAAAGCCAGCCCAUGACUUAAAACCCCGUAUUACUGCACUUUGCAUCGCCGGCAAGGGGGCAAAUCCCAGAGUCCCUCCCUAACCCCACUGUCCUGCUCCCCUCCUUCCUUAGCCCUGGCUAAGAUGACCUUCUGUCUCUUCUAAGGAUUCCCCAGAGAGGGGCAGAGUGCCUG